Molecule: messenger RNA, 3391 nt
Organism: Menidia menidia (Atlantic silverside)
Lineage: Eukaryota; Metazoa; Chordata; Actinopteri; Atheriniformes; Atherinopsidae
Source: the annotation of a GenBank genome assembly
CUGUGGCUCAAAUCCGGGAUUAGCAGAGCCUUUUCCUGUGGGCAGAGGCGCCCGGGGGCCCGCAUCAUGUCAUCCCCGGCCGGGCUCCAGUACUCCCGGGCGGAUAUCCUGGCCCGGUGGAUGCCCGGAACCAACCGGGCCGGAGUGAUCCUGGACCGUUCCCCGGAUCUGGAUGGACCCUCCCGGUUGGUUCUGGUGAACGACUCCUUCUCCUCGGACUUCGCUCCUCUUUCCGCCUCUGCAGACAGCAGCUGCAGCACCGGGGGUGGACAUGCGGAGGCACCGGUGACCGGUGUCCGCCCCGGGCCCGCGGGGGGGGGCUCAGGGCCGGACGGUCCCGGGGAGAUGGCCCACGGACCCCCGGAUCAGACCCUCGUCGUGAAGCUGGAACAGCUGAGGAAGUGGCAGCAGCACAUGCAGCAGCAGCUGAGGGCCCAUCAGCUUGAGGAGCUGCUGGGCCUCCAGGAGCAGCAGCAAAGGCUUCUGGGAAAAGCCGGCCAGUCCCCGCUUUGCUCCGGAGACGGCUGGAACUCCAGAGGAGACGAUGGAGAAGAAAGUUUUGGCGAAAACUGUGAUCAGGACGAGGAAUUACGGAAACAAGAAGGCCUGGUCGGGACUCGAAACACCAGCAAGCAGGAAAACGAAGACUUCCAGGACAGACCCAUAAAACCGGGAAUCAGCGGUCAGAAGCAGACGUUUGAGGAGCUUCUGGAGGAGCAGCUGAAGCUGGAGGAGCAGAGGCUGAAGUCUGCCCAGCAACAGAAAAGUCUAGACGGAGGCCAGGCUCGUCCCAAACGGGCCUUUCUGAAGCGUGGCGAGGGCCUUUCCCGGUUCACCGGCAGCCGCAAAGCCGUGAAUCCGCCGCCUCCCGCCUCCCGGGCCGUAUCCCGUAGCAACUCGGCGCCGGUUUUCCUCCAGAGAGCCGUUGCCGGGGGCGCCCCGGCGGUCCAGGUCCAACGCAAAACCGCCACGCUCAACAAGGAGAACCGGGCCAGGGUUCCCAGAGUCUUAGGCCGCCACCAGAGGAAGAACACGGAGAAGACCGAGCCCCCCCCGGCCAAACGGGACCAAACGGGGACCCAACGGGCCUCUGAGGACAGGAACCCCCAGGAGCCGCCCCCCCCCGACUGCUGGGAGCUGUCCUUCCAGGAGAAGCUGCAGCUCUGGGAGAGCGACCGGCGGAUGGAGAGCAUGGAGCUGGGGGAGUUCGAGCUCCUGGAGCAGGCGGCCGAGGAGUUGUCCUUCUCCUCAAACUCCUCCUUCGUCCAAAAGAUUCUCCAGAUGGACGUUUAUAGCCGGCAGCGGGGGGGCGAUGGCGGCGGACUCUACGAGAGGCGUCUCUCCUCCACGCCCAUCAAGUCGCCCCCCGGUGGCGGAGCCCAGAAGUGCGGCGGCGUGGCGGAGGACGGAGGUGGGCGGAGCCAACGGCAGCUGUCCGACGUUUCGUCAGGCAGUGGGUCUGAGUUCGGGGACCCCCCCGAUGUGGGGGGGGUGGGGGGGCGAGUUCGCUUCCCCGAACCCUCCAACCCUCCAUACGACAAGAGCUCCUACCAGGACCAGGACCAAGACCAGGACCAGGACCAGGACCAGGACCAGGACCAGGAUCAGGAUCAGGACCAGGACCAGGACCAGGACCAGGACCAGGACCAUAACCUGGACCAGGACCAGGAAAGCCUCAGGGACUCGGCCCCAGAGGAGGAUGAGGAGAGUGGGGGUGACUCUACCCUGACGGAGGGUCUAGGGUUGGGUUUUGGGUCGGGUUUGGGGUCUGGGGGCCGAUACGGGGAGGUGGUGUUUGACGACCACGACACCUGGAACGACCUGGAGGAAACGGCCAUCGGUCCGGUUCCAGGCCAGCAGCCUCAGUCCGCUCAGCUCAGAGAGAGGCUGGCAGAGCUGGAGAUCGAGAUCCAGAGAUUUAAGAAGGAAAACGCCUCACUCGCCAAACUCAGACAAGAAAACGAGAAAAUCCAGGAGGACCUCAGGAAAGAGCGUUUUCAAUUUGAACAGACAAAGAAAGAGGAGCUGGCCAAGUUUGAGGAAUACAAGAGGGAGGAGACCAGGAAGCUUCAGAGGGAGCGCAAACUUUUUGAGAGGCACGCGACGGCCGCCCGAGCCAUCCCCGACAAGAAGGAACGCGACGAGAUCCAGGCGCUGAAGCAGCAGCUGGGCUCCCUGCAGGAGGAGCUGAGGAGGAGGGAGAGCCGCUGGGCCUCCACACAGACCCGCCUACGGGGGCAGAUCGACUCCCUGAACCAGGACAACGUUUCUCUGCGGGACGAGAUUCGAAUGCUGGAAAAGCUGCGUCUCAGUGCCCUGAAGAAAAGCUCCAUCCCGGCAGAGAGGGACUCGGAAACCAGAGACGUUCCCAGAACGGCAGAGAGCUUCGUCCCAGCGGUGACCAAAGGAGUCACAUUCGCUAGUCCACUGGACUCCAGAGGAGGCAGCUGCAGCCCCCCGCUGAGCGGGAACCACAAAGAACCCUCAGAAAGUAAAAGCAGCCUGAGGAGAUCUGGGUCUUCUGGGUCUGGGAGGAGGACGGAGAGGCCGGAACCAGCCAGCAAAACCCAGGAAAAGCCUCCAGACCGCCGCCCCCAGGACGGGUCUCCGAAACCGGAUCAGCGUCCACUGGGAGCGGAGAGCAGCGACCUGGAGGAGCCGGGACAGGAGGUGCUCACACACCCCGACGGGAAGACGGAGACGGUUCUGGCCAACGGCGACCGCCUCAUCACCUUCCCCAACGGGACCAGGAAGGAGGUCUCAGCAGACGGGCUCUCGGCUAAAGUCACAUUCUUCAACGGAGACACCAAACAAGUCACAGCCGACCAGCGAGUGAUUUAUUACUACGCCCAGGCCCAGACCACCCACAUCACCUACCCCGACGCCAUGGAGGUCCUGCACUUCCCCAACGGCCAGACAGAAAAACAUUUCCCGGACGGGCGAAAGGAGAUAACUUUCCCCGACCAGACGGUGAAGAACCUGUUCCCCGACGGCAGGGAGGAGAGCGUGCUGACCGACGGCACCAUCAUACAGGUCAACCCGGAUGGCUCCAAAGAGAUCCACUUCAACACGGGUCAGAGGGAGGUCCACACGGCCGAAUACAAGCGGCGGGAGUACCCCGACGGCACGGUGAAAACCGUGUUCUCCGACGGCCGGCAGGAGACCCGAUACCCCACCGGCCGCCUGCGGAUCAAAGACAAAGAUGGCCGCGUCGUCCUCGACAACCGGGGCUAGAAACCGCUCAGUUUAGUUUUUUUAACCAAAACAGAGCAACACGACUCUUCGGUGCUCUUCUGUUUAAAGUUUGUUUCAUUUCUUAAAACAUUAAGUAUUUAUUUCUUUAGAUAAUUGUACAUUUUUAUUUGUAAAAUAAAUGUAUUUUUUAAUUUAU